Molecule: messenger RNA, 792 nt
Organism: Aspergillus pseudoviridinutans
Lineage: Eukaryota; Fungi; Ascomycota; Eurotiomycetes; Eurotiales; Aspergillaceae
Product: SDR family NAD(P)-dependent oxidoreductase
Exons: 3
Coding region: 1-792 (263 amino acids)
Molecular function (GO): oxidoreductase activity, acting on the CH-OH group of donors, NAD or NADP as acceptor
Source: RefSeq, a predicted model, not a curated record
AUGGUUCUAGACACUAAGUUGGCAGGAUGCCAUGUCCUGAUCACAGGAGGCACUAAAGGCAUCGGCCGCGGCAUGGUUGAAGCCUUUGUUGAGCAAGGCUGCAACGUCUCUUACUGCGCGCGCACUGUCCGCGAGAACGACUUUGCUGAGCUUAAUUCGUCGCUCGGCAAAGAACAAGAGCAAGGGAUAACCCCUCGAGCAUAUGGUACCUCGGUGGAUAUCAGCAAUCGGGACGCUCUGAGCAAAUGGGUGGCUGACUCUGCCACUCGCAUCGGCAGAAUAGAUAUUGUGAUUGCCAAUGCGUCCAACAUGCAUUUUGAAUCCACCCCGCAAACCUGGCAAUCCUCCUUCGACCUCGAUGUCAUGGGCUUCGUUAACCUCGUGGAAGCUAGUCUCCCGUGGUUAGAGAAGUCGCCUCAGCCGUCCAUCAUCGUUCAGUCAUCUUUCAUGGGCCGCGAAUUCUUCCGCAGUCCCCCGGCUCCUUAUGGUGCAUGCAAGGCGGCACAACUGCAGCACGUCCAAGAGCUCUCGCAUUUCCUAGGACCUCGGGGAAUUAGAGUGAAUGCAAUCUCGCCCGGUCCAAUUUGGGCACAAGAUGGGGCUUGGGAGUCUUACAGCAAGAUUGACCCCGCAUGGGUGGAGGAGCAGAGGCUGAAAGUGCCGCUGAAACGCUUCGGGACCCCCGAAGACAUUGCAAAUGUGGCAGUAUUCCUAGCGAGUCCGUUAAGCUCCUAUGUGCAGGGUACCAACGUGAUGGCCGAUGGUGGGGUCCAUAUUGGGACGGAUUUCUAG